AAUUAGUUAAAAACUUUUACUUUACCAAGAAAAUAGUGUAAUCUUCCGAAAAUAUUAGGCCAACUUGCAUUCUCAAUUCUCUGCUUCUCUCUACCGGUACAUCAUAACAGCUCAAAGACUUCAGCCGUAAAAUGUUCACAACAAGUCCUGGGUCCUCCUCCUCAGUUCCGAAUCAGACUCGACCUGCACUUCCCACGCAAGAUCCCACCCUCUCUUAACCCAUGUUUCAGCCUCCAUCACAGUACACCAGCCCACCUUCGCAGAAAAUUCCCUAAUCCCCCUCCCUUGGCAAUCUCUCUGUGUCGUCGUUUGUUGGAAAUAUGAGUUCGUGGGCAGCAGCUUUGAGAAAUGCCUCCUCUCCUCGGAAAGCACUACAUUUAUAUGCUCACAUGCACCGCAACGCGGUUCAUUUUGAUAGUUUCUGCAUUCUCUUCACCUUAAAAUCUUGUACUUCUCUGCAGAACGCCGCCAUUACUCGUCACCUUCAUGCCCAUAUCGUGAAGCUUGGCUUUAGCUCUCACGUCUAUGUAGCAACAUCUCUCCUGAAUGCCUACAUUGCUGUUUCCUUUCCGGAUGCUUGCCUAUUGUUCGACGAAAUGCCCGAGAAAAGCAUAAUAUCGUGGAACUCGAUGAUUACCGGAUAUUCAAGGUUAGGGGAUAUCCCAGGAGCACGGUCAGUUUUCGAUGAAAUGCCGCACUGGGACGUGGCUUCGUGGUCUGCCAUGAUUGCUGCUUACGCGAAUAAUGGAUAUUAUCAACCAGGUUUAUCACUCUUUCGAAGUAUGGUGGCGGGUGGGAGAUUUAGACCGGAUGAAAUCACUGUCAAUUCAGUUUUAUCAGUUUGUGCCCACAUGGGCGCUCUUGGAUUAUUAGCCGGGAAAUCUGUUCAUGGUUUCAUGGUGAAGAAUGGAUGGGACUUGAGUGUGGAAUUAGGUACCGUUCUAGUUAACAUGUAUGCUAAAUGUGGGUUUUUGAAAUUUGCUUCCCAAGUUUUUGCACUGAUGCAAGAAAGAAAUGUCAUAUCUUGGACUUCACUGAUCUGCGGCUUCGCCCAGCAUGGGUACAACGAAGAAGCAUUAACCAUAUUUGAGAAGAUGCAGCUAGCGGGAAUCAGACCCAAUGAACUGACUUUCACAGGAGUGCUCAGUGCUUGUGUUCACGCUGGGUCAGUCGGGGAGGGACGUGAGUAUUUCAAGAUGAUCGAAAGGCACGGGCUAGAACCAAGGAUCCAACAUUAUGGAUGCAUGGUUGAUCUGCUUGGGAAAGCAGGGAAGCUAGAGGAAGCUUACGAGGUGAUCAGAGCAAUGAAGCUUGAACCAAACGUCGUCGUGUGGGGAUCUUUCUUGUCGGCUUGCAAGGAGCACGGGCAGUUUGAGAUGGCUGAGAGAGUGAUUGGGCAGGUCUUGAGGAUGGUAAAACCAGAAAAUGAUGGAGGGAUGUACACGCUCAUAUGUGAUUUGUAUGUUUUGGGGCAGAAGAGGGAAGAGGCUGAAAGGUUGAGGAAAUUGAUGAUUGAUUCCAACGUGAGGAAGUCCAGGGGCUCUAGUUUUGUCAGAACCUUGCUCGGAUAGUCCUCUCAUUUUUAUCCCAUCCUCAGUACAUAUUAAACUACU
Molecule: messenger RNA, 1613 nt
Organism: Neltuma alba
Lineage: Eukaryota; Viridiplantae; Streptophyta; Magnoliopsida; Fabales; Fabaceae
Product: pentatricopeptide repeat-containing protein At1g33350-like
Exons: 1
Coding region: 321-1571 (416 amino acids)
Biological process (GO): RNA modification
Molecular function (GO): RNA binding; protein binding
Source: RefSeq, a predicted model, not a curated record